Molecule: messenger RNA, 4797 nt
Organism: Caenorhabditis angaria
Lineage: Eukaryota; Metazoa; Nematoda; Chromadorea; Rhabditida; Rhabditidae
Source: the annotation of a GenBank genome assembly
AUGGCUGAACAGUCUGCUCAACAAAAUGUGCAAUUGUCUUUCGAACAUUUGUUGACUUCGCAGAAACGGAGUGAAUUGUUGAAAAAUGUGGGAAUCGAGAGAAGCAUUGUGAGUUGAUUUAUAAUAGGAAGCCUUAAAUUAAUUAUUUUUCCUUAGUUCCCGGAUUUCGCGCCAUUCCGAUCGGCAAAAUGUAACGCGGAAACUGCAAUUAGUCAGCGAGGAAUUCCACGCGCCAAUCCGGAUCAUCUUCGACCAAUUUUCGAGCGAUUUGCUUCGAAAACUGUUGAUGGAAAGAAAUUGAUGACAUCCGAAGAUUUUAUUAGAAAAUAUUUGGGUUUGUAUACGGAGGAGAAUUAUAAUCGAGAAACUGUUCGAUUGUUGGCAUCGGCUGCUGAUACAACUAAAGAUGGCGAUAUUUCAUUUGAAGAGUUUUGCGCGUUUGAAGCACUUUUAUGCAGGUAUAUACAAUAUUUAUAAGGGUUCUUUUUUGUGAUUUCGGCAACAUCGUUAGUGUUUUUUAAACCUAGUUAUGACGUGGCAAUUUUUUCAAAAUGCAGGAUUUUGAAGACUAAUUUCAAUUAAAUCCUAUUUUUUCUCAAAAAAAAAGAUUGCCCGUUCUAAUAAAAAUUUUGAAGACUUUGAAAUUUUCAAAUAUUUUUGAAACGUAUUUUUUACUGUGAUAUUUAUUUGCCGUGAAGCAGUGAAAAGAUUUUUCGAAAUGAUAUUCUCAAAAAAUCCAAAUUCGCCGUGAAAUUUGGUUAAAAAUAACUCUGCCACGUGGAUUUCGCUCUGAAAAAUUUUAAAAAAUUGAGCUUUUGGUAAAUUGUUCCUCACUGGCAUUUUCGACGCUAAAUUUGAACUCUGAAUAUGAAAUUUUUAUGUGGCAACUUUGUCACGUCAUAAUUUUUUUGUGUAGUUGUUUAAACUAGAUUUUUUUUGAAAAAUUCAAUUUUUUCAUUUUUCAGCCCUGAUGCACUUUAUUUGACAUCUUUCGAAUUAUUCGAUCGAAAUGCAUCUGAUUCGAUAUCUUGCGAUGAAUUUGAAGCAAUCAUUCGACAUACUCAACCACUUCAUGAUCAAGAUUUCGAUUUCAAUUCUGAUUUUAUUAAAAGAUAUUUCGGAGCGUAAGUUUUCCCUUGGAUUUUUGAAAUAAUUUAUAUUUUUUAUAGUGACAAAAAACGUACAAUAGGAUAUCACGCGUUCUGCCAACUUCUUCAUGAUUUCUAUGAAGAACAAGGUAUUCAAGCGUUCAAAAAAUAUGAUAAAAAAGGAAAUGGUACGAUUUCGUCGUUGGAUUUCCAACAAAUUAUGACGACUGUCAAAGGACAUUUAUUGACACCGUUUGUUAGAAAUAAUUUGAUUGCUGUUAGUGGAGGAGGUGCAAGUGGACAUAAGGUAUGUUAAAUAGAGGAUGUUUUGAUUUUUUUGGGAAAUAUUUUGAUUGGAGUGAUCUAACAUCUGAAAAAAAAUUUGAAUAAGUUUAGUAAAAAUGUUGAAUUUUGAGCAAUAGAUAUGAUUUUUGAAAAAGCUUGACAGUUUUUUACAUUAUUUUUUUUAAUUAAAAAAUUCUCCAAGUUUAAUAUUUUGCAUAAAUAAAUCUGCUCAAUUUUCGUUGAUUUUUUAGUUUCGCCACGUCAUAUCUCAUUCUGAACGUGACCUAAUUAAUUAUGACGUGGCUAACCAGAAUUUCUGAAAAAAUAUAGAUUUGUUAAAUUUUCAAAAUUUCGAAUUAUUGUUUCAAUAAUUUUUUCAAAUUUAAAAAUUUUGAGUUUUUUUUUAAGCUUGGCGUUUGGUUUUUUGCCACGUCAUAACUUUUUUUUUCAAAAAAAUUUUGUCUAGGAAUUUCAAAAUCAUAGUGGUGUUUUAGACGUAAGUAUCUCAAGAAAAAUGUUGUAAAUCUAUAAAUUUGAUGUGGUUUCUCUUCUUUUUUUGCAUGCUCUUUUUUUUACAGUUUUCGGAUACACGUAGUGGAAUUGUGAGUUUUUAGUGUAAAAUUAACCAUUUUUGUAUGUUUUAUUUCCUAACCAAUAUGUUGUCUUAUGUCAAAAAUUUAAAAAAUUCAAAAAAAAAAUCCAAUUUUCAAUGUUCCUAGGUAACUUUCCCAUAUUAUGCGGCUUUCAAUAGUUUGCUCGCAAAAAUGGAAUUGAUUAAAAGAGUCUAUGUUUCACAAGCUCGCGGAAAUUUGGAUUUGGAAAUGACGAAAGAGGAUUUCUUGCAUGCGACACAAAGUUAUGCACAAAUUACACCAUAUGAGGUAGGUUACUGUAGUUCCUAGAUUACUGUAUGUAUAUUUUUCUUCAGGUUGAAAUUCUGUUCCAUUUGUCGGAAUUGGCGCAUCCUGGAAAGAAAACUUUGUCAUUGAAGGAUAUUGAACAAAUUGACCCUGAAAGGUUGGAGAUUUCCUGUAAAACUAGAAAAAAUCCUGAUUUUUUCCAGAUUGAAGCGAGUUUCUCAAAUGGAUCGAAUUAUUAAUAUCAAAGCAGUUCAUCACAAAGAUGAAAGAGGUGCUGGAAUUGCGGUUAGUUUUUUUGCUGAAAUUUUUUUGAAACACCUCUUUUUCUCAUUGACUUUAAUUUUGUUCCUGUUAUAAUCUUCAUCAAAAAAUAAUGGAAUUAGAAAAUCGAGAAGGCUUUGGAUUUUGAAUUUUUUUUCAAACGUAUUCUUAAUUGGAACAUUUUAUUUUUUCAACCUCAUUAGAUUUAAAGCUCUCAAAUCUUGCUCAUAUUAGACUUUCGAAAAUUCGAAUUAUCGAAUAAAGAAGCGAGCGUCGAAAUUUUGAAUACUAUUUUGAAACGUAUUUUUCAAGACUUUAUUUGACAGAAUUUUAAACUGAAAAUACUAAAUUAUUUUUAUUAAAUUUCAAAUUAGUUUUUUGUUUCUAGAGGGCCUAGUUUUUACAUGUUAUUUUAUAUCAAAAAGUUUUUUUUCAUGAAAAAAAUGGAUUUCCAAAAUAUUUUACUCGGAUAUUCCAGAUAUUCAACAAAUAGAAGAUUUCUAAACUUCCCCAAAAAUCCAAAAAUCGAUUUUUUUAGUUCCUCGAAUCGGCUUAUCGUUUUGCAUUGGGAUCAGUUGCUGGUGCUUGUGGUGCAACUGCAGUUUAUCCGAUUGAUUUGGUCAAAACACGUAUGCAAAAUCAAAGAACUGGCUCAUUUGUUGGUGAAGUUAUGUAUAAGAAUUCGUUGGAUUGUUUCAAAAAAGUUGUCAAAUUUGAAGGUAACUCUUAUAUUUUUUUAAAUUUUUUUUCCCAUAAUUUUUCAUUGUAGGUUUACUCGGUUUAUACCGUGGUCUUCUUCCACAAAUCGUCGGAGUUGCUCCAGAAAAAGCCAUCAAAUUAACAAUGAACGACUAUAUGAGAGAUAAAUUCACAUCUGACGGAAAAAUUCCAUUAUACGGUGAAAUAAUUGCCGGAGCAACUGGUGGAAUGUGUCAAGUUGUGUUCACAAAUCCACUCGAAAUUGUCAAAAUUCGCCUACAAACUGCGGGAGAAGUUCAAGGAGCCGGAAAGAAGGUAAUGAGGGAUUUCGUGCUUGUUAGAAAAUGAAACGUUUUUUUUGCAGAUUGGUGUAUUCACAGUUUUGAAAGAGCUCGGAUUCCUUGGAUUAUACAAAGGUUCACGUGCGUGUUUCCUUCGAGAUAUUCCAUUUUCGGCGAUUUAUUUCCCAGCUUAUGCACAUGCGAAAUUGGCAACUGCUGAUGCAGAUGUUAGUUUUUUUUGAAUAUGGGGAUUUUUUUGGGUGCUCAAAAUCCACGUGGCAGAAACCUUUAAAAAUCAAUAAUUCAGAGCUCUGAAUUUCAGGAUUUGAAAAUUGUUGAAUCGAGAAAUUUUUACAUUUAAAAAAUUAUCUUUUUUUCACAGUUUAUUUUUUAAAAAUCCCAACAUCUUUCAAAGUCGAAUUUUUCGGUUUCUCUUUUUUCUAUCAAAAAAACAAUCCAAAUUCAGGGAAUCAACUCACCUGGAUCACUUUUCUGCUCUGCUUUCAUUGCUGGUGUUCCUGCUGCUGGUUUAGUUACACCUGCUGAUGUUAUUAAAACUCGACUUCAAGUUGCUGCUAAAGCUGGACAAACUACAUAUAAUGGAGUUAUUGGUGAGCUAGUCUAGUUUUUCUUGGCGAAUAUAUUCCAAGUAAUUUCAGAUUGUGCCCGUAAAUUAUUGAAAGAAGAAGGUGCGGCCGCAUUUUGGAAAGGAACCGCCGCUCGAGUUUGUCGUUCAAGUCCACAAUUUGCCGUCACUUUACUUACUUAUGAAGUCCUUCAACGUGUUUUGUAUAUUGAUUUUGCUGGUUCACGACCUACUGGUUCUGAGGUAAGAUUUUUUGAAUUUUAGGGAACUGAAAGCAUUCAAGGAAAAAUGAUUGUUUUUCUGAAAACUUAUUGUAAACUUAAAAAUUCAAAUUUUUAGCUUCAAAUUAAAAUUUUUUGGCUGAAAUUCAUUUGAAAAUUAAAAUACGUUGAAAGCUAGGUUAUACAUUUUUUUUAAUGACAACAUUUUCAAAAUUUUGAGGUAUUUUUUGCGUUGAAAAUUUUGAAAAAAAACUGAAAAUUUCAGCCUAACACUGUCAGGAUGAAAAUUGUUAUCUUUUUCAAAAUUACACCAUUUCUAAAUCCUAUUUUUAUACAAAAAUCCUCGUUUCUAUCAAAUAUUCUCAUAAUUUUAAGCUGGCCACAACAAAAACGAUCCAAGAUGAAUCAUCGACAAAUCCAGAUCAUGUUGGUGGCUAUAAAUUGGCUGCUGCAACAUUCACUGGAAUCGAGCAUAAAUUUGGACUUUUCUUGCCAAGGUUCGAAACGACUAAAUAA